Rhipicephalus sanguineus (brown dog tick) is the source of this 9858-nucleotide messenger RNA. Its product is annotated as neuropilin and tolloid-like protein 2. Gene Ontology annotation, molecular function: protein binding. Lineage: Eukaryota; Metazoa; Arthropoda; Arachnida; Ixodida; Ixodidae. The transcript is spliced from 10 exons. Bases 512 to 1960 code for a protein of 482 amino acids. The record is from RefSeq and is a predicted model, not a curated record.
GUCGAAACACUGGGUCCGCUAGCGCGGCCUCUGAGACACGCGCGCCGGUGCCCGAGCCCUCGCGGUCCUAGCCCCGCGUUUCCGGCGGCGGCGCUGGUCGCGGAGCCGGCGAACGAGGGCGCGCCGAGCGGCGGCGGCAGCGUCCGCGGGGGCGGCAGUCGGAGCAGCCACUUCCCGCGGGGGGGUUACGCGCUGGAAUCGCAGGCCGCAGCCCACCAACCCAACAGUCCGCCGCCGUGUCUACUCCCUCUGCCCACCACCGCACCUCCGCCCCCGCACCACCGUCCCCGUCGGCAUGUGAGCGGCCCCCACGAUGCUGAGCCUGGCCUGCCCCGUCGAGCUCCGCCGGGUGCCGCGCCUCAGCCGACCCCACGAGCCCAGCGAGGCGGCCACCGGCGGCGGCAUGGGGUAGCCCCGCCACGGCAACGCCGGCCUGCCUCCAGCGUGUGUGUGCGUGCGCUCCGAGCCACGAACUGCACGGAAGAGCGCCCCGGAGCCGCCAGCCAGCUCAAUGCGGCGCUCCCCAGGACGCCUGGCUGUUGCAGCGUUGGCAGUCACACUCCUGACAAUAACGAGCAGUAUGAUUGCAGGCAAAGAGAUCAAGAGCUUCAAGUGGGGCGAGCUGGACGAGGUGGAGCGCGCGCGCAUCUGCCACAACUUCACCGAGGGCGACAAGGUGCGCCAGGAGCUGUACUCGCCGCUGUACAACGGCACCAACCACUAUCCGAACAACACCGAGUGCACGCGAGUCAUUCGCGCCCCCUACAACCACAUGGUGCGCCUGGACUUCCGCGACCGCUUCCACCUGGAAGAGUCGCCCACGUGCGAGUUCGACUACCUGGAGAUCCGAAACGGCGCGUACGCCUACUCGCCACUCGAGGCGCGGCUCUGCGGCGAAACCUUCCCCAAGCCCGUGCAGUCCGAGGGACGCCACCUGUGGCUCAAGUUCUCCUCGGACGCCAGCAUCGAGUACACGGGCUUCAAGGCAGUAUACACCUUCAAGCCGGCGCCCAAGACCCAUGAGCCACCACCCGAAGAGUGCCUGUUCAACGUCGAAGGCAGCCACGGUGUCAUUGGCUCGGAAGACAUCAAGCCAUCCCAGCUGGAACACUCCCGCCAAAACAAGCUCCCCCUGGAGUGCACAUGGAGCAUUCGGGUGAAGCCAUCCUGGAAGAUGUACCUGACAUUCCUCGAGUACAAGCUAGCGGACCCAAACAAUUGCCGCUCCAACUUCGUGGACAUCCUCGCAGAGGAGCCUCAGCACGAGUCAUUGAGCCACUUCUGUGGCACAAUGGCGGAGCCCACCCAGUCCAAGUCGAACCACGUCAAGGUGCGCUACUACGCCGAGCACGGCGCCCUCAAGGGCGGGAACUUCUCCAUCCUCUUCACUGCCUUCAGAGAGAUCUCCAGCGGAGAGAGGUGCGAUCCGGAAACAGAAUUCAGUUGUGACGAUGGCUGGUGCAUCGAUGUGAAACUGAAGUGCAACGGCCAGUUCAACUGCAAGUAUCGCUACGACGAGGAGUCGUCAAUCUGCCACGUCGGCUCGAAUGUCGGCGUGGUUCUCUCGAUGAAGCACAUGGUGGUGAUCCUGGUGGUGUUCUCGGCCUUGGUAGUUGGAAUGUGCGCCUCCAUCGGCAUAACCUGCCACAACAAGAUCCAGGAGCGUCGGCGCCGGGAGCGCGAGUACAAGCUGCGGCGCUCCAAGGAGGCUUCCGUCGAGGUGGGUCUUGACCUAUCCGCCGGAAACCUGGAGGCAGCGCUGGCGCUGCAAGCAGCUGAAAUCGGCGCGCGCCGAGCUGGUGGAAUGCCACCUAGCGCACCUGCAGCGACGACUUUGGUGGGACCCACGGUGCUACGACCCGAAGACGACGACAACGGCUGCUACGUGCCCGAGGUGGACCUGAGCGUGUUCCGCAAGCACCCGAACGGGCGGCCGCUGUCGCCGGCAACGGAGGCGUAGCGCUCGUGUCCGCAGCAUGGCGACCUGCAUAGUCUGCGUAGCGACAGCGUCACGCCUCCGAUCCCGCCUCCACCGCCGCCGCCCCACAAAGCCCAUCCUCCGCCCCGCGUCGACAUCUAUCGCUGAGCGCGACCUGCGACGACGACAGCCGAGCGCGCACGACACGCCCGGCGCCACCUUGCUCAACAACCGACAGGACCGUGCCGAGGAGGCGAUGUCGCGCGCACCGCGGGGCGCCUCUGCAGCGGCCUCCUCUUGGGAAGAAAGGCAGGAAAGGUUGUUCUGCACUGCCUUGCAUAUUAACCCUGCUCAAAGUUACGGGAACCAUUUAUUCGCCCUCGACACGAGCUGGCUUGAAGAGUAAAUCGUGUGGUUGCGCGAGUGCGCGCUUCGUCGAAGAGUGUGGCGCGGGACAAUGGGCUGGCCUUCGAACGAGAGCGAUCAUCGGUGCCAGGGCAGCUCGUGGCAAGCGUUACACUCUGGACACAAGCGGUCUGCGCAUAGCCUUUCACGUUCACUCAACCCAUUGACUCAAAGCACGGUGUCGUCGGACUCAAAGUGUCACAAUUGAAAAAAAAAAUGUUAUUGACUUCUCUUUUCGAACUGACGCUGUGGUGCUCGUGUGUGGACGCCUCUGUACAGCGCGGGUGUUACUUUACUAGGAGUACUAAUUACUCUUUGCCUGUUUACAAUACACACAACGGAAACAACGACAACAAACUCGGUCCCGGAGGAAGCCAGUCUGGUGCCCUGGUUUCCGUCGUUCAACGCGCGCCUCGUGGUUUCGCCCGCUAUGCCUGACCCCAAGUGAAGCAACGAAAUCGAGCGAAUAUCAAAAACGUAUGCGAGAACUCGGGUACACAACCAACGUUCACGCGUUGCGACACAGCAUGCGACCGAUCGGUUCAUUAUUGGACAGGGGCGCUUCAUCUACUACACCAACGGGGGAAGGGCGCAGGGCUAUCAAAACAUAAGCUCUAGAGCCAGCUACGUUCUUUGUACUCCCCCUUGUUCCUAGAAUAGCGCAACUGUUAAUGAAAGCACUAUCCGGUAGCGUAAGGUCACAUUUGCUUGCGGAGACUAGAGUGAGCUGGUCUUCCAAAAAGCAGUCGGGCUGCGCUAGCGCAUCGGAAACAAGUCACAUAGACCGCGUCUCUCCCACGAUUACCCUUUCGCUGCCGGAAUACGGGGGAUGGCCGUUGAACGGCGGAAGCAGUGAUGCCUGUAAGCACAACGUGCUUCCUGAUCCGGGCGUCGCCAAGGGACGCUCGAUGCUACUCUUCCAUCUAUAACAAUUCCACAUGUGAAAACCGUGAGAGUUCCCAUUCCCGACCCUGUUUAGUUGCACUUUCUUCCCGACCUGCCUUCGUUGCAGCCCGGUGAGAUUCAGACACGCUGUAUCUGUGUAGUCUUUCCCUCCGUCGUGUAUGUAGCUUCACUAUGUUCAGUAGGCGUCCGCAGAAGAAGCCUCUCUUCGUUCCACUCGGCCAAUCUUGUAUCUUCACAUACUUCAGGAUGAUCUAGAAUUAAUUUGUUUGUUUUCAUUUAGUAAAUAUUAUUGGCUUCCGCUUGCGGCCGGCUUGCGAUGGUUACCGUAGUUUUUUACGAAAUAUUGGUAGGUAAUGGUAGCUUUCCCCAUAAGAGUUUUCGAUCAAGAGACAAGAAAAAAGAGUGAAAUAAAAAGCAGUGUGUGUAAACAAGCACGAACAACAGUUCCACAUCUGAUCAUUGUCGUGCUACCAACGUUAAAAUAAGUUUUGAGCUUGACUAUUAUUUGCCUUAUUUAUGUCAAGGUGUCGCUAUUAUAAGGUAGAUUUCUUAGCGGGAAAACAUGGCGCGUAUAAAAGAAAGAGGUUCUUAAUAAGGUUAUUAUCAGCCGUCUGUGUUUCUUAUCUGUUUCGUUGUUGGCAAUGCAAAACUCUGUUCAAGAAGUUAACCAGACGCGUUCCGAUGGCGGUAAACUCCACGCAGGUUUUUUUAACGCAUUAACAAAUGCAGUUCUGUCACUUUUGCGGAAAGGGCGUUCGAGAAGGUGCAGUAAAUGGUAUCCGGGUAUUUGCAGCCGUCCUUGUGUUCAUAACGAGCGUAGGUGUACAUAAAUAGGACACUAUUGCCUAUGAAGGUUUCUGAACGCCGUACACAAGCCCGCCGUGGACAAAGCGAAUCGCUGGUAUUACAUUAGGCAAGACUUCCAAAUUAAACUGCGGCAGCACAGCCGCGUAAGCAAACACCGAAGGUGCCAAAUUUUUCUCCGCUAAAGCCACUUUGCCGAUUCGCAGUUUAGCCUGCACUACGAUCCCUGCGUUUUUUCGGUGGAAGGAUUUCGUAUAGAUUUGAUCACCACCACUCUAUAUGUAUACGUUUUCCACUCUCCUACGAGUCUGCAUUUUCAUGGGUUUUCCAUAGUUUGUUCGUUUCUUUCUUACGAAAACGAGUAGUAAGAUAGAAAACUCGCAUACAGAAAACUCUGCGAGUUUGCCAUCCGGCUAUAAGAGCAGCCGCAGCUGUUCGUCGGCGCACUUUCUGCCUGUCAGCAGCCAGAUUAUGCGCCCGAUGUAUACGCGUUUCAAUUUGGCUGCGUGCCCUCUUCCAAACUGAAUCGGCGGCCUCGAUCGCGAGUGAGAAAAGAGAGAGAGAGAGAGCAACUACGAGCUGAGCACUUGGAACGCUAUUCUGUCCGCCGAAAGCACAACUACUGGCAAUCUCUGGGGCUCGCGGCGAAAUGGGGCUAUUUCAAUGUGCGGAAUUCACCCACCGAGCUACAGAAUGGCCGGCACCGCGUUGACUCACCUCAUUGUGUGAUCGCCCUGAAUUUCCGCUAGGCUGCGUGCUGGCAGCGCCCCCGCGCCCUCUUCCAUGCAGUGUGGCCGUGAAUCUGAACGCGACAUUUUCGUGCGCGUACAGCUAUCCGGUGAGGGCAGAACGAGAACCGUAUUAGCGAAGCUCGUCAGGCAGAGAGCUUUCAGUGCGCGCGUAGAGAGCGUGCGCGGCGCACGGCACGCGAGCACGGUGCCCGACGUUACCUUUCUAUUCUUCUCAACCCUAUCAUAGCUAAUCACAACCAAAAAAAACAUUUUUCGCGCGUAUCGAUCACAGACAGCCGAAACGUCGGCACUGUUCUGUGCCGGAGCACCAUACAAGUACCACAAAAUGCGCAGUAUCAUUUAGCGAAACAUUUCCUUCCAGUGUCGUCCGCCCUCCUCGAUACCUGCUCUCCCAUUUUAAAACCGUUUCGGACUAGGCUUUCGUGAGGUGAAAAGAGGGGAUGCAGGGAGGGGCUACGAAAUUACUUGUCAGCUAGACUACCAAAUGCUCAGGACCAUUUCAUCUUACUGGCACAGUAUUUCGUGCAGCAGCAAGCAUGGAAUUGACACACGAAGGAGACGGCUGCGCGCAUACUAUCAUUCUGCGUCGUAACAUAGCGCCAGAAUUGAACCAAGCAGCAUGCAUUCCGCUCUUGUCUAGUUCUGCGUUUGUAGGCACUUAAAGUUGUGCGAUAUCCUAUUAUGGCAUCAUAACACAGUUUUACUUUCACAUUUUCAUCGCAAACAGUCUGUAGCAGCACUCACGUUUUGCACGUGAGCAAAGAGGCUCCAUGUCUCAACUUGCUCAGAAUAACGCCUCCCCGAUAAUCUCGCAGCAAUAGGUGAAGUUAAGCAAUCGGAGUAUUCACAGUCGUAGACGAUCUAAAGAUAGGAAAACGUUCACUCGAAUGUUCUUCAGAAUAUCACGCAAGAAAUAUGUGGUAGUACAUGAUAGUACAAUGUUCCUAAAUACUGAAGGCGUUCCUUCAUACCUUCAUAUGCUUUCUUUUCUGUGUGUGCGUGUGCCUGCGUGUGUGUGUGUGCGUGUGCGCGCGUGCUUGCGGGAGUGUGUGCUUUCCGAAGGGCCUAGAAUUUGCGUGCACGUGAAAGAACUCCAGGUUGCUAAUGAUAUACUGCUUCACUACGCUCUCUUGCAGCCCCAGAGUUUCUUUCGGGUUUUAAACCCCUACCAAUUCCUAAUAAAGUACAUAUUUAGAAUGCCACGCGCUCUUAUCACGGUCGGCGAGCCCUGAAAACAGCCAGAUGCGCUAAAUUAGCGUCUGCACAGUGUCAUCAUAAACGCAGCUGCUCUGAAGCACGUGCACCUAGCAACUCUAGGAAGGCAAUAGCAGAACGCGCCAAGCGCAAUGUGAUAUUUUUUUCUUUUUUUUUCAUAUUGGGCGCACUUUUCUCGAGCUCGGUGAAGACGUUCUCAAUGAGGGGUCGUCAGCAAAUUUACGAAUCAGGCGCUGUGUACAGAGCCCAGAUCACAGAAAGCACGAGGGUUUUCUUUUUUUUUUUUCAUGUUUCUUUCGUUGUGUCGAAUACCAGCGUCAGUUAGCUAUUCUAACCAGUCUGUAGUAUCGAACAAAAUAGCGUCAUUUCACAAAGCACAGCGAAACUCACUAGAAGGUUAGCUGGUCAUUAGCAUGCAUUAGCACUAGCAUUAAAAAAGCUACUGUAGUAGUUUUCUUUCAGACCCCUUUCACCCUUCCCGAGUACAGGGUAGCCAACCGGAGAUUUCCUCUGGUUAACCGUCUUUCGUUUACCCUUCUCUCUCUCUCUCUCUUUGGCGAAGGUGUUCGAGAGCAAUAGCGCAAUCAUCAUAGGGCAAUAUGUCGAAUUAAAGAGUAAUAAAUAGCCUCGAGACAUGAGACCAAAGUGCUGAGGAUGUGCAUCGUGGUCAAGGCGAAUCGCACUAGUCCUCUACCUGAAUAUGCGUUUGCUUUGCGCUGUUUCGUUCCCCGUGCCACUAAGAGACUGACAAAAUUGUUUAAAUGUUGAAAAGUAUCCGCCGAUACCAUCAGCGGAAUAUAAAUCUGUCGCAACAGGCAGUUGUGGGAAAUCAUAACAGUGACGCAGCACAGCUUUCCAAUGUGCUUAAUGCCUUACUUUUAUUCUAGUUUUCGUGAUUAAGAUUUCAAACUACUGUGAACGCGUAAGAUCGAGUUUUCUUUUGUUUUUUUUUCGUUCUAAAGUAUUUCAAUUACUUGCGGUUUCCCUCCGUUGCGGUUUAACGUCACGGCGGUUUAACGUCACGUAGUCUUAAACAGGGUGCGCGGUACACUUGAAAUGGUGGGCUGCAAAAAAAAAAAAUUGACUGCCUGGAGUUCCUUAAGUGCACCCAAUGUUCGGUAUAGAAGAGCGUCCUUGCAUUUCAUGCCCAACGGAACGCGACCGCAGCCGGCAAACAGAACGCGUGACCUCGCGCUCAGCGUAGUUGAAGUCGUAGUUGAAAACCAGAUUUCAAUGUCUCAUUCGUUUUUCACGUUGUUCUUUUGUACUAUACAAAGAGCUGAUCUUAAAUUAGAAGAUCACGCAGUAAAGCGCGCGCAUUGACUCGUUUAGAGGACAUGGUUGCAGGUAACGUUGGGCACCUCAAUGACGAGCUCAUUUUUCACUAGCUAGAAAGCAUUCGACAUGGCGAUUGGUGUUCCGCCGUUCAGCAUGUUAUUCGAUUAAACCAGUGGCGCUGGCAGGAGCGCUCGCGACGCUAGUGACAGAUCACACGCCGCUCAAAACUUUGUGCGCGCCCGCCAUAAUAGACAUUUUUCUUAGCCUCUUUUUAUUAGCCUUUUCCUUAGCCUCUCUGCCGAUUAUGUGCUUAACGAAAGAAAAAAAAAGUUUGAAAUGAAAGUAAACAACUGACAGCGGCUCGGUUUAAGGUUACACCUCAGAUAUCUCAAACCAAAGAGAAGCAACGAUCGCAUCUGGAGACGCCUAAUAUUGCGGGGAUGUAGUUUAUACUGGCUGUUUAAAAAAAAAUAAACUUCCGAACGACCACAAGGAAAACAAAACGAUGCUUGUGAGAUAAAAAUUGCGAUAUAAAGGUGUAGGAAGCAGCGGUAAUAUUGAGUAAACAUUCUCUCCCAAGACCAUCAUUUCCGGUCCUCUUAUAACGCGUGUAAGGAGGCUAUAGGUAAUCACUCGCACGUUCUUGUAAAAGUUUUCUAGGCGAAGCGCUUCCAUGUGCUCUCUCGCUUGCGGACAUGAAACCGAGGACGCUGCAUUCUCUUAACCAGACCGUUAAUUCGAUGCUGAAUUCAGGUGAUAGGGAAGCACGGUUGGUGAGCCACGCGUGCAAAUCGCACGACGCGCGUACGCUAAAAGCAAAAAUGUUCGCACAUAACUAGCACCUUACGACAGAGGGCUUGAAAUUUAGCAGCUGGCACAUUGUGCCAAGAAGCAGUCGACAAUUCCCUAAGUAGCGGAGUUGCGCUAUAGAGGGGCUUCUUUCACUAAACUCUUCUCGUAUAGUACGUUGAGCUAAUCCCUCGCCGCAUCGUGUAUAGUUGACAUCUUGCCGCGCGUCAUUCCCGCCCGCUUGCUCCAAGUUUGCAUCAACCAGCCGUUUCGCGCGCGCAGGUCACAUCGGUGCAAUAGCCGCGACAAACGCGCGGAAGAUGGCAUCCGUUUGUUUCGUAAGCUGCCACCAGGACGCACGCUAAUAUCAACCAUCACGAGAAAGCGCGACCAAGCGAAAGAUCGUUUCGAGUUGAUUUAGAACGUCCGGAUCGUCGCGUGCUCGACGGAACAUGUUUCUCUUAGGUAAGCGUCGUUUUGCUCUAUCCACAGUUGCAGCGCGGGAACUUAGCGAAGCGCUGCGUACAUUUUGCGCUUCGGUUAGAUACUUAACGAAAAUGUAUCAGAAAAGCGUGUGUAGCCUCGCUGAAAGCUGAGUGAACGCGAGAAAGUGAGUGAUCCAUAUGCUUUGCCAGUUCGCGGGUGGAGCGGCUUUUUCGCUUUGCCGAGCCGAUGUUCUGCGCACGCACAGUCUUGCUCUCGCUUUUAGCUGCUAAGCGAAGCGAGCCGUGAGAGCGUUCAGCUAAAAUGACUCCAUUGUUACGAGUACGCGAACUGAUGCUUGGUCUGUGUGCGGUAUGGUCAAAGACCUAACCGACACAGCUGACUGGCUUUGGUUUGUGCGGGGGCUUGCGGUACACGAGCUUGUAACUCCGACUGCCAGACUCGAGCGGCACGAUCACGCGUUGCCGCGUGCGCGUGCGAGCACUGAGAGGAAACGGCGACAUGUCAAAAUCUCUUUGAAUAAGCGAACGCCGACUCAUUCCGCAGUUUCAGGCUACUUAUUAAGUGUACCGACGCAGGCUCAGAGAAUUGUUUUCCUCCUUCUUUCGAUAGCUUACAACCCUGCUCCGGCAAUUCAAAGUCAUCUCUGUCAUCAUUCCUGAAGAAGCAAUUAAAAGAGUACCGGCUCAGCACAUUACAGGUGGCAGACGACUUCUCUCCCAGCAUAUCACGAGAAAUGCGAGAUCUCAAGGCCCUACCUCGAGCCUUUGGUUCACAAUUAUCGAAAUUGACGAACUCAAAAGCGUGCGCACGCGACGAGAAAUAAAAGUGUAUAUGUUACUCCCCCGGAUCAUUGGGCGUCCAUGCACACUACGCCUCGUGCGUCACGCGAACUCCAUCAGCCCGUGAGCUCAGCGGCGUAAGCAUAAUUGCAGCUACAGCUAUGUUUUCUGCUUACGGCGUCUCGCGAAUGAAGAAUACCGCGAACGUUUUAAUAACACUCUGCAGAAUGCUACAGUGAACAGAUAUCUCAAAUUCUUGCAAAGAGUGCAUGAUGGCGAGGGAGUUGCAUAUAUGCUCUUAUUCCCAUUUUCACCUCGCACUUCUUUUUUUGUCUCUCUCUUCUUUACAAAUGUGAACAUAUUACCCAUCCGCACCGCAAGAAUCAAAACGUUGCUCUUUUUUUAGGACACCAUUAUCUUCCAUACGAGUAUUCAGUUGUCUCCUCGGACUUGGUUUUGUUCAUUUGCUCUACAAAAGCAACCGUGCUGCCUUAUUUAGGAAAUAAAAAAAAAAACGAGAUGUUCCAAUAAAAUAUGAGUGGAAAGGCGAAAGCCAGGAGUGGAA